Molecule: messenger RNA, 9317 nt
Organism: Gigantopelta aegis
Lineage: Eukaryota; Metazoa; Mollusca; Gastropoda; Neomphalida; Peltospiridae
Product: meiosis regulator and mRNA stability factor 1-like
Exons: 22
Coding region: 632-5902 (1756 amino acids)
Biological process (GO): post-transcriptional gene silencing
Cellular component (GO): peroxisome; cytoplasm
Molecular function (GO): mRNA base-pairing post-transcriptional repressor activity; RNA nuclease activity; CCR4-NOT complex binding
Source: RefSeq, a predicted model, not a curated record
AAACACAGCAAUAGGUGUAUCUAGUCUUAAAUUUCUAUAUUAUAAUAUUUUCUAACUGAGAUGAUAUAUAAUCAAAAGUUGAUUCGUUGGUGCCGACUGAUUAUAACCAAUGAACACUAAUUUUUUGUUGACAGUUCCAGCUAGCGAGAUAGAAAAAUAAAUUAAAAAAAUCAUAUUUUUGCUUUUAGUUUACUAAUUUCAAUUCAUAAAUCAUGUGGCUACUCAAUAUAUGUAGUUGGUAAAUUUUACAGUUUUAAAAUUAUUUUUAUUUUGUUUUGGUCUAUAUUAGUAGGUACUAGCUGUGAGCUCUAUAGAAUACUGUAAAUGAACUUUUGAAUGAAUACUAAUUUUUAAUAGGACCAUUGAAUGUGUGAAGAUUGCUUAUUUCUGGUACUUUAAUUACAUACAUGUACAUGUAAUUUGUCACCGUUGUGUAAAAUAAUCUGUUCAAGUACAACAGACCAGUAAAGAAAAUUACUGUCAGAAAUUUGGGAUCCAAUUUAAGUUGGAUUUUCUUUUUACCAUAUUAUUACUAUUUACAUGAUUAGAGGAAUGUAGUUUGUUGGUUCUAUGAUGUGUUAUAAUAUGUACUCUUUCUGUUUUUGUAGGUACACUUCGCUUUUACCCUAGCAUGUCUAACAGCAACAACAGCAUAGUAUCCAUUGGGGUCUUUUGGGACAUCGAAAAUGUCCAUGUGCCUAAAUGGAAGUCUGCUUUCUCUGUGGUCCAGUGUAUUAGGGACAGGUUUUUUUCAGGUCUCAGAGAGGUUGAAUUUAUGUGUGUGUGUGAUAUCCACAAGGAAAGCAAGGAUGUUAUUCAGGAGCUUAACUCUGCUCAGGUGAAUGUCGUUCAUAUUAACGCAACUGCCAAAAAUGCGGCCGAUGAUAAAAUCCGACAAAGUCUUAGACGAUUUGCUGACACUCAUCCUGCACAGACAAAAAUCAUUCUGAUAUCAAGUGAUGUAAAUUUCACUUGUGACCUUUCCGACCUGCGGCACAGGAAGAAUUUUUACAUUAUUCUCAUUCAUAAGCAUCAGGUCAGUGAGGCCCUCACAGCAUGUGCCAAUGAACACUACAUCUUUGAUGACUUGGUCUUCAAUCUACCAUGCCGUACACCAUCAAAAUUGGAAGAUGGCUUAUCAGAGUUGAUGGUGACCGGUUUCAACUUUCAGCUCCCUUCAGAAAGGAUACGGAAUCGAUUGAAAACUUUGUCCUACAACUGUGGUGGAAGGGUCGUCUCUGUCACACCAGACUAUGCACUGGUUCGCUUUUCUACUCUGGAAACUGCACAGCGGGCAAGAAAAAGAAUGGACGGAGAAGAUGUUUAUGGAAACAAGAUCUCUGUUGAGCUGUCUACAGAUGUAAAUAGUAAAGAAAAUACACCAGGUAAAGCGAGAAAAUCUACUUUAACCAAAUGUGAUAGCUUCAAGGAACUAAAAGGAAAAAAUCCAAGUAGCCCAUCUAAGAAAGCCCGUGUUGACAAUGUCUGUAAUCGGCCUUACCGUGGCUGUUCAAGUGCGCCAGUGUUUGAAGGUGGCAACGUGUCCGACACCGAAACAGUGUUCAAGAAACCACAGACACCAAGCAAGUGGAUUGUCCGGGGCACAUCGACAUCUCCAGCAUUACGUGUGACUGCACCAAGCAAUUGCAGUGGCCAUCACUCAGACUCUGCUACCAAGGGACAAACCAGGGCAGAUUCUCCUGGGAAAAGUGCCCCAGCAAAUGGUAAUAACAAAGUAACACUAAUGCAAGCAAACCGAGGCAAAAAACUUGAAUUCACAAAUAACCAGGAAAAUGUUCAGAAAAACAAAACCUUUUGUGAUUCGCAUAAUCAUUCAUUUGUGGUGUCAAAUACUGCAAGGAUGAUUGAGAUUGAUUCAGAAAUGGUGUCGUCGUCAUCGUUGCCAAGGAAACAAACUCGAGAAAUGUUAAUGCUGCAGCAGCAGUUGUACCAGGAAAGACAACUCAACUCAGAAGAUGACGAGACAUCCAGUUCUAGAUGUCGCAGACCGAAUAGUGCAUGUUUAGCAGAUGAAAACAACUACGUGAGGCUACGGUUCAACAGUGGAUCUUCAUCAUGCACCAGUUCACGGCCAAACAGUGAGCCAUUUGGCCACAGAAACAACACUCCUUCACCCUACCUGUUUGAAUCGAGGCAUCGAGGUGGAUUGACCUUCAGAAGUGCUUCAAACAGCCCUGUUGCAGAGCUGAAUAACUUCAACAACAACAACCACCGGGACUUAUAUCCAUUCAUUAAAGAUAAUCAAAACCGAAACCAUGACCAUCACCGUUCAGGGUCGUUCUACUACAACAGCAACUACAGAUCGUACACAGAACUGAAGAAUAGCUACCACAACUGUAGUUUCCAACACAUCGAAGCGUCAUUCAGCCAACCAGCCAGCCAUCUGCUGAAUACCUCAUUUCAGCCCAUAUCAAAGAGCACGUCCCCGUCACCAACAUUUUCUGACGAAGGAGGGUAUUCGGAUGGAUCUCUACCCGCAACACGUUCUGUGGAACUGGUUGUUUCCAAUCUCGACUACAAUAUCAGCCCCAAAGAGUGGCGAAAGAUCCUCUUUACUACUUUUCAUCCACAUGUGAAGGUUCUUAACGUGCACAUAAAGACUCAGUUGGACAACACGAGUAUUGGCAUGGUCAAGGUGCCCAGUGUUGAGGAGGCCAGGUUUGCCAUCUCCCAGUUCCACCGCAAGAAGAUUGGAUAUAAACGGAUCCAGGUCACUCUGAAAAACGACGACAGCUUGACUGCUGCAGCAAACAUCCGAGCUGAAGCCAUAGCUUUAUUAUCUGAAGCUAAAGGGAAUGUUCUACCAUUGUUCAAAUUUAUUGAAUUAUUUGAUAAAAGAUACCACAAGACAAUCAGCGUCUCUGAAUUGUACAAAAUGAGAGACAUUCUGGACAUAAGGGACCAAGAAGGGUCGGGCCGUAUGGUGUACAUGUCCCCAGGAACCUAUCGCUCACCUACACCACAGGAAAUGUUCAAUCUUGAGCUUGGUACUACCUGGCAAGGAACUAUGCAGGAGGCCUCUGAAGUUCUCGACCAGCCCGUUUGUGCCACACACUGUGUGGAUGGCACAGUGUUCUAUGCAGAGGCAAUGAACUCGUGUAUGCUGCCAUACGUGAGGAUCAUGAUGAAGACGUUUGCCACUCAAGUGCACUCCCUGCUCCUCUCGCACAUUGGACAGAUGCCACUGAUGAGUUUUCCUGCGUGCUAUGCUGCUGAGUUUGACUCUCUCGUCGGGGUCAAGGAAGGUGGUGUGCCGCUAGAACAUCUCAUCAGCUGUGUUCCUGGAACUCAGAUCAUUGUGUCACGGUGUGGAAUAAAACAAAUACAGUGGAUGGAAAACCCAGUACCACAAGAAACAGAUACAAACCGGCCAUGCAACAGUCCAAUGCUGUCACAGCAGCUGAAUCAGAUAAGUCGCGAAAUAACUGAUCUGCUGAAACACCACCCGCAGUGUCGAAUGCCAGUGUCACGAUUCAUUCCAGCAUAUCACCAUCACUUCGGCCGCCAGUGUCGUGUCGCAGACUACGGCUAUACAAAGCUCAUCGAACUGUUUGAAGCCAUUCCACAUGUCUUACAGGUGCUGGGAACUGGGGACCGUAAGGUGCUGACCCUUAGUCAUCGGGCUCAAGUGAGAAGAUUCACCGCUGACUUGGUACGUGUCCUAAAGGGGCAGCCAGGCAAACGGCUACCCAUGGAUGAAUUUCCUGAUGCUUAUGAGAAAGUGUUUGGUCGAUCUUGGGAUGUGACAGAGUAUGGAUCUUGUUAUUUGGAAGACAUACUUGUGGAGGUUCCAGCAUCCACAGUUCAGGUAUUAAGUGAAGCAGGGCAGUCAUAUCUGUGUAUCCCCAAGAGAGUUAUUGUAUAUAUUCCACCAGAGCAAACAGCCGAGGAAAUUGAGAGAACAAAACAGUUUGCUGUGGAGGUUGUUGACCUGCUGAAACACAACCUGCAGUGCCGCAUGCCGUUCAACAAGUUCAUACCAUCGUACCACCACCAUUUUGGAAAGCAGUGCAAGGUGGCAGACUAUGGAUUCUCCAAGCUGACCGACCUGUUUGAAGCCAUUCCUCAAAUACUUGAGAUUGAAGAUGAAGGCGAUGAGAGAAUUCUUCGACUGACAUUGAUCGAGAUGCGCAAGGUGCUGUGUGAGCAGAUGUCCGGUCUGCUGCGUAACCAACAGGGCCAGGCUCUGCGGGUUGAUGAUUUUCUGCCAGCAUUUGCCUGCCAGUUCGGUUUCAGUCUGAGGCUGGAGGAUUUCGGGGCAGUUUCUGUUGAAUCACUGGUAGCCAGGUUCAGACAUCUAGUCAAGAUUGAGGUAUACAACAAUGAGGAGUAUGUGGUACUCCUCAAGCAGACAGAAUUGCCUCCCUUUGCUCUGGGUCUUCUCCAGUUGCUGAUGGAUCAGAGUUGUGGUUGCCUCCCCUUGGUGGAGCUCUGUUCAAUGUACAAGACUACGUUUGGAACCGAUUGCGACAUUCAGACCAUUAAAGAUGAGCUUGUAGAUUUUGUUGAGGUAUCUGGUGAUGAUGGCUCAGCAGUUGUCAAACUGACACCUUUACAGACGUUGGGCAGAAACGUUCGUCUGCUACUCAUGUGUCAUGGCCGACUCCUGUUGAGCGAGUUGGACACGAUGUACCGAGAUAAGUAUGGUGUGGACAUCAACCCAGCAUUACAUGGCUUCUCCACUCUGAACAGUCUGCUCCAAACUCUGCCUCACAUCGUGCUGCUGAAGGGCAGAGGCAUCAAACGAUAUAUAGUCUUAUCAAACUGCCUCAAAUCCACUGGUUCUGGUCUCUCCACCACUGUUUCAAUAAGUCCAUUGCUUGCAUCUGAAAUGAAAGCUGAUGUGAAAGGUGACUCUGACACACCAUCAAAUGAUUCAGGUGUAACCGAUACACAAGACGAGGACCUGAUGAUUACGGAGGAUAAAUCUCACUGGCAGCAGGACAUACUGUGUGCCCCAGUUCCAUCCACCAUUCCCUCGCCAGAGCUGAAACCAGCAACAAACCAGAUGCCAGACCUCAUGAUGUUUAACGGCAAUAACAGACAUUUUGAUAGUUUGUGGACGAUGACUGAUGAUGAGAAACGAGGACAGAAGACUCCGCUGUGUCGUACUCCCACAUCCGAUCUCCUCCAGUUUGCAGCUCAGUGUCUCAUCACACGCCCCCCUGAGGAGCCAACCUCUCAGAUCGCAGAUCCGAAUACAGCUGCAGGUGGCAGCCAACAGGGAUCACGUAAAGCCGAUACCCUGGCUGCCACCAGAAUGUCGGACUCCGACCAGAGCACGGACCUACUGGAGCUGUUGAAGGGCGGCUGGUGGAAGGCAAGUCCAGAACAGCUGCAGGAGGUGAGCAGGUCUCUGAACGUUCCAGUCUCUGGUCGAGCGACGCCAUGCAGUGACGGCCAGACGACAUCGACAGACGACAGUGUCACGAAAACAGACAGCUCGGUGUCGACGGAUGAUCCAGGAAUGACAACGUCAUCAACUCUGGAUCACACAGCAGAGAUGGAAAAUCUGGUCACCACGGCGACAUCAUUUGAUCAUACACUGGACAGUGGUCCUACAAAUGACCAGCAGGCUGUAUUCACUCAAGUGGAGGAUUCAGACACGGUCUCUGAAUGGCGUGGCAGCUCUGGAGAUGUUCACAACUGUAUGGCCUUGGAUAUAAAGGAUCUUUCUGAAGACCAAGCUGUUGGAGGGCAAGAGAAUAACGCGGUUUUGGAUGUUUCCUAUGAUGGGAUGUUCCAGCGUGGGAAACCAUUGGAGACAAGUUCCACAAGAUCUGGGUCGGAGUCCCAUUCGGGUACGCCCACACCAUCACCAAAGAAAUCACGAUGUCGAAUAGCUGCAAAGUUCAGUUUUCCAUUGGCCAAACCAAACUGAGAAGUUUUUUCAGAUUAGUUUAGGCACCCAAGUUGAUGUUUCCCAGAAGACCCCAAUAACCACAAUAUUAGCUUAGUGCGAUUUUUCUAGAAAAUUUACUUUUUGGUAAUAUCAUUCUUAAAAUAUAUUUAACAAAGCAAACCUUAUGGGGAAAGGAUUUUUUUUUUUAAAUAUAUGCUCAGUUUGGUUUUUCUUAACCCAUGAUUCAGAAAAAUUAAGUACAUAAUAAAAUAAAAAUAAAUGCUUUCUUUCAAAAUUUAUGAAUGGGCUAAGUAAAGUGACAAUACUUUUGUGUUAAAAUGAUAGAUUUUGCAGUUAAGGUUAUUUCGAUGUUACGGUAAAAUUUUAGAACAGUCGCUUAAGCACAAUUUUGAAUUUUAAGCUUGAAAGGUCCCCUACUCCAAUUAUACAUGGGAGAAUUUUCUCCAUUUAUAUCUGGAUUUACAGUUUUCUACUAAAGUAGAAUAAUUUAGUUUCAGCUGAUGUUUGUAUUUUAUCUUAUUUUAGUGUGCAGAAUGAAAAAAUAUUUGGACAGAUAAUGGUUCUUAAUUAUGUAGCACAAUUGUCUUGAUAUGUGAAAAAAAAAAUGAUUUGUAGGUGAUGACAUUUUAAAUAUUUUGUCUUAGUAAUACUACAGAUGAACAUUACCAGUUACCAAAUAAUUUUGGUAGAAUAUUUAAACAUUGGAAGAAUGUUUGAGAAAAGUUGUUUUGAUUGGCAUUGAGCAUGGUUGGUGAAACAUAAGCCAAUUUAUUUCCUUCUGUGCCAGUUUCUUGUCUGUAUGCUAAAUGACGAUGACAGGUAACAAAUUAAGAACAGCUUGAAAGUUAUUUUGGUAUGGACAUUGUUGCUACCAAAAUGUUAACAAAUAUAAUUAAACUUGAUAGUUCACAAAAACUGAAAUCGAACCCAAUGACCACUACUUGAAUGGUAGGCCACAUUACAACAAACUAAAUAUAUUUAACGGUAAAUGGAAAUAAAAUAUGACAUCUUCAGAAUGUUUUAAUGAAUUUUUUAAGUUUUGCCAUGUCAGGUCAUGGAAAUGUCAUUUCUUAAAUGUUACUCAGCAUCUGCUUUGUUAGAGCAGAAAAACCCUGAACCUAGAAUCCGUUACAUAUUCUGUAUCGGAUGACUGAAGAUAUGACUGUUUUUAUCUUCAUCUUGUUCAGUUGAGCAACAUGUGACUGUUCAAAGACCAUGCAAACGCAGCCGUUCAAAUUGCCGUCUGCAGCACGAGUCUUGAUCAUUGUCGUCUUACUAAACCCCAGAGGUGUCCAUGAGAUUGACAUUUCCAAAGACUUGGCAGCUGGUAUGUUUUUAAGAAUGCCGAGUCAAAAUUCCAAAUUCUUAUAUAGGAGUAUUCUCUAAAUUAUAUAAUGAAAUAAAAAACUGUUUUGAUUAAAAAUAAACUAAUUAUACUAGUAUGUAAAAAGAGAAAAUCAGUCCAGAUUUGUUUUAAACAAAUUAAAGUGAUAAUUCAGUUUAUAUUACAUUAGUAAGAGCAUUUGUUUAUUAAUGCAUUUAGUCAUGUUAUGGCUGUUCGAGUAUUGCUGCUAUUUUCUAUUUAUGCAUUUAAUCCAUCAAAAUAAAAAUGUUCAGGACUAGAGUAAGUUUUUACUUUCCAAACUCCAGAUGCUCAAGUUUGUGGUUUUCUCAAGUCUAGCAUUUAUAUGAUCCUGUGUUAAGCCUAGACAACUUUUUAUUAGUACCAGUAUGCAAUUAUAAAAAAAAAAAUCCAUUUCAGUUCAUUGUUUCUAUAGAAGAGUUGGUUUCUAUUAGUUUGAAAUGGUAAAAACAAAUUGAUCAUAGAUGGUAAUGAAAUGACUAGAAACAAAACAAUAUGUAAGUUUUAAAUAUUAAUUUUGCCAAACCCAAACUUUGUGGGCAUGUAUUAGGCUAUGGAUGUGACCAAAUUGGCAAUGCACACUUUGACUUUGUUAUUUUGAAUCAGAUCGUUUUUAAUGUCUUUUUCCCCAGAAAUUGUUAAUAUUACUAGUUAGGUAGUAAUAUUGUUACAACUGUGUAUUGUUUGAAUAUUGGACAUGCUACUCAACUAUUUACAUCUAUUUUCUAAUGAAUAUUUUGGAAAUGUAUUUGUGAUUAUUUUUAAUAGUUAUAUUUAUUUAGUAUUCAAAAUGUAUGUUGCUCGUAUAAUACAGAAAAUGUAAUUUUUUUUCAAAAUUAAGUGCUACUGAAAGGUACUACAGGUUAAGUUCAUUUCUGACCAGUACAUUAAUUUAUAGAAAGGUUUUCUUACCCAAAAUGUUAUUGUGUAAAGUGAUAAAUAUAAGUGUAUGCAUGAUUUUUUUUUGUAAAUUACGAUGUUAUGUGGCGUCAAAACUAUAAAAUUGAUGGAGCAGUUAAGUUUCUAAUUUAUGUAAUGGGUUGGGCACUUGCAAAUGACAAAAAAGCCUAAUUGAAUUGUGUAGAAAGGUACUGCAGUACCUACUAUUCCAAAGCUUGGUUAUCCGAAGCCAGAUUGCAAAUAUAUUUAUACCUCCCAACCCUAAUCAAACAUGAAACGUGUUAACGUAAACAAGUUUAACAUACACCAUGCAGUUUUAAGGCAGGUCCCAUGCUAAGUCGUCUGAUCUUUGAUUUUUAUUGAUUUGCCAUACGCUUUUUACCAGCAACCAAACAAGCAGUGAGUAAAUGCAAUCAGAAAUGCUUUAUUCAAGUCUGUAACCUACUUUUCAUCACUCUCACUGAUUUAUUUAUUUUAAUUUUUUUCGAAAAAGGUCAAAUUUGAUAUUGGCUCAACUUCCUUGUGAUUAGUAUAUAAACACAAUUAUUUUUUAGAAGACUUUCUCCUAAUAUUGAUUUGAUCUGAUAAAAUUUACUGUAUAGUUUUAAAAAUAAGAUGCUGUCCACAUUUAAAUAUGAAUCGAGGCUCUCCUCGCCCCACCUGACAUAUUUUUAGAGUUAAUACCAUUACUUACACAAUAUCACACCAGUUCAGAUCUGCUAUAAUGAGGCAGUGAUAAUCCGAUUAGUUAAUAUUUAAUGUACCCUGUAUACACCAAGCAAUGCAUUAAAUUCUAAUUUAUCAGCUCCAUCAAACCAUCUCUAGUAUUGGUUGAAAGGCACACAAAAUAUAAAAAAGAUUUUCACAAUUAACAUUAGUUUUAAAAUGUCCAAAUAAUCAAUUGAUGGAUGGUAAAAAUAUUGUACAUUUUUUAAUUGAGCUCCCAAGAUAUUACAAGGUAAGCCACAGAACCAGUGAUCUCCAGUGUUUACUCUUUUUGUUAACAUUAAUAAAUACAAAUUAAUGGGACUACUGUACCAGUACUUUCUCUACAACAUACUUCUGUUUAAUAUACCUUUGUAGCUGAAGUAUCAUGUUUGAAGAAAUUGUAUAUUUUAGGCAACAAUGGUGCAAGCACGAGUCUUAUUGAAAUAAAUAGCUUUAAUCAAC